AUGAUGAAAACUGUCAUCUAUUUCUUCAUUUCCAGUUUGAAAAUCAUGAAAAAUGGGAACACCACCUCUGAUUUCAUUCUCCUAGGACUCUUUAACCACACAGAAGCCCAUCUAUUUCUCUUUGCAAUGGUUCUCACAAUCGCCUUCGCCUCCCUAGUGGGAAAUGCCCUCAUGAUUCUCCUGAUUCACCAAGAUGCCCGGCUCCACACACCCAUGUACUUCCUACUGAGCCAACUCUCCCUCAUGGACAUGAUGCUGGUCUCUACCAUUGUGCCCAAAAUGGCUACUAACUACUUGACUGGAAAGAUGUCCAUCUCCCCUGCUGAAUGCGGGUUGCAGAUAUUCUUCCUUCUAACUUUAGGAGGGGGUGAGUGUUUCCUCUUAGCAGCCAUGUCCUAUGACCGGUAUGUGGCUGUUUGUCACCCACUGCGAUACCCAGCCCUCAUGAGCUGGCAAUUAUGCCUGAAAAUGACUGUGGGGUCUUGGGUCCUGGGGGCAGCUGAUGGGCUCAUGCAGGCUGCUGCUACCCUGAGUUUUCCAUUUUGCGAUGCACAUGAGAUCAAUCAUUUCUUCUGUGAGGCCCCUACUCUGGUGGGUUUAGCUUGUGCCGACACGUUUGUCUUUGAGUAUGUGAUGUACGUAUGCUGUGUGUUAAUGCUCCUGGUCCCAUUUUCUCUCAUUCUGAUUUCCUAUAGUCUCAUCCUUGCUGCAGUUCUCCAGAUGCAUUCUAGAGAAGCCCGCAAAAAGCCUUUUGCCACCUGCUCCUCACAUCUUUCUGUGGUGGGACUCUUUUAUGGAGCUGCAAUUUUUACCUAUAUGCAACCCAAAUCCUACAGGUCAGCUCACCAUGAUAAAGUAGUGUCAGUGUUCUAUACUAUCUUCACCCCUGUACUCAAUCCCCUCAUCUACAGUCUGAGAAACAGUGAAGUCAAGGGUGCCUUGAGAAAGUGUAUGGGUCAGUGUUCUGCCUUAAGUCAGGGUUAA
Messenger RNA from Lynx canadensis (Canada lynx), 984 nucleotides. Its product is annotated as olfactory receptor 2T8-like. Gene Ontology annotation, molecular function: G protein-coupled receptor activity; olfactory receptor activity. Lineage: Eukaryota; Metazoa; Chordata; Mammalia; Carnivora; Felidae. The transcript has a single exon. Gene Ontology annotation, cellular component: membrane. Gene Ontology annotation, biological process: G protein-coupled receptor signaling pathway. The record is from RefSeq and is a predicted model, not a curated record. Bases 1 to 984 code for a protein of 327 amino acids.